Molecule: messenger RNA, 7075 nt
Organism: Anarrhichthys ocellatus (wolf-eel)
Lineage: Eukaryota; Metazoa; Chordata; Actinopteri; Perciformes; Anarhichadidae
Product: zonadhesin
Exons: 30
Coding region: 160-6246 (2028 amino acids)
Cellular component (GO): extracellular matrix; membrane
Molecular function (GO): protein binding
Source: RefSeq, a predicted model, not a curated record
UCAGUAGGGCCCACACCUCUGUGUGCUAGCGGUCACAUAAGCUGCGUUGCCAAACAGAGGCACCACAGUUACUGCUCAUCGUUCAUUCUUCAACUCGUCAAACAGAGAGAGUAUUAGCGACGGGAGAGGAGCUGAGACGCUGCCGUUACAGGAUCAGCCAUGCUUGGAGGCAUCCCCACAAAUGUGUUGGUCACAGUGACUCUACUCUUUGUAACUCAGACAGGGACUCAGUGCAGGGCUGAAAUUGACUUUUCAUUAGUUACUUUACCAGAUUGGAGGACAAAUUCAGAAUAUGUUACACAGUGUUUCUACGACAGACACAACCAUCUGAUUUGUGACUGGAACCAACGAUCAGACGAUGGCGUAGGGACUGUUUUGGAGAGUGGCCCACUGAGGCUGGAAGGCGAGGCCUGUCUCGAGUUUUGGUACUUAUCCCCAGCUGCAACUAAUGGGACAGAACUUCGUGCUCUGCUGAAGAGCAGCGUUGGUCUGAUAGAAAUCUGGACCUUGCCUGCCCCCCCCAGGGAUGCUUGGAGACAAGUGUUUGUUCCCUUGGACGUCAUCGAAUCAGGGACUCGGGUCGUAGUCGAAGCAGUGUCCAUGGAGGGACAGUUCACAUUCAACCAGAUGGGUGUAAGGAGAGGCUCAUGUGGACCCCAGUGUGAAUCUGACACAGAGUUAUGGACGGAUGAGUCCACCCGCUGCCUCUGUCCUGGUGGCCAGCUCUCUUGCUUUCCCUCUCAGUGCCCUAAGGGCCAAAUCUGCGGUCCAGAAAUAGGAAGAUCCAGUGGGAUUUCCGCCUCUGGGACUUGCACUAUACACAGUCACACAGACUGCAGCACCUUUGAUGGAGAGAUGCUCCGCUUCAUGGCGCCCUGCACCUACACGCUGGCUAAGACCUGCUCAGCCCCUGAGGCCAUGCCCAUGUUCACUGUGGAAGUGGUCAAUGAGCAGAACUGGAACUCAUCUCUGCCGACUGUUCAGCAGGUCAUUGUGGACAUGGGGAACUUCAGAGUGUCCCUGCUGAAAAGGCAGACACACCGGGUUGUGGUUAAUGGGGUCUGGAAGAAGCUUCCACUGAGACUCGGCACUGUCAACAUCAAGAGCAACCCCGCUGCUGUUGAACUGGGCACUAGUUUUGGUCUUUUGGUCUCAUUCGACAACGCUGGUGCCGUCCAUGUCAACCUGCCGUCCACUUACUCUGACAAAGUCUGUGGCUUGUGCGGAAACUAUAACCACGUCAGGGGAGACGACUUCAGAAAGCCUGAUGGAACGACUGCCCAAAAUGCUACAGCUCUGGCUGAGAGCUGGCAGUCUGGGCAAGCCACCUCCUCCUGUGAAACCAUUCUACUACCUCAUCAGUGUGACCCACUGGAGAAGGCCGAGUAUGCCAGUGAGCUGUACUGUGGAGGCCUCCUCUCUAGCACUGGGCCCUUUGCUGCCUGCCAAUCAGUUCUGGGGGCAGAGAGCUACUUCAGGGGCUGUGUGGUCGGCAUGUGCGCUACCCACGGUGACCGAGCGGUACUAUGUGAGGCAUUAGAGGUGUACGCUGAUAUCUGCCAGGAGGCUGGAAUCUCCAUACCCAUAUGGAUGAACUCUACAUUCUGCCCCCUACAGUGUGGUGAGAACAGCCACUAUAACUCAUGUGCCGAUGGUUGUCCCGAGGUAUGCUCCAGUUUGGAUAUAGUCGGUUCCUGUGGAAGCUGUGAGGAAAGAUGCGAGUGUGACUCUGGCUUAAAGCUCAGUGGGGGAAAGUGUGUCCCAGCAGAGGACUGUGGGUGCUGGUAUAAUGGAAAUCACUAUGAGAAAGGAGCAACAUUCUCCAAGGGAGAGUGUGUGCAAUGGUGUCAGUGCAUGGGCAAUAAUGACAUGCAAUGCACCUCAAUGCAAUGCGCAGACAACGAGGUUUGCAAGGUCAAGGGUGGCGUGAAAGGCUGCUUCCCUUUCAAACCCGCUACCUGCAGCGUGUAUGGUGAUCCGCACUAUAUCACCUUUGACGGGAUGGCAUAUGACUUUCAAGGGGGCUGCAGUUACACGCUGACUACCACGUGCUCAGCAGAAAGCUCAGUCCAGUUCACUGUGAUUGGACACAACAUGCACUCCGCCCUUCAGAACUUCACCCGAUCCAAGCUUGAAGCUGUGGCUCUUCAGGUUGAGGAUCUCUACCUCACCCUGAAUCAGAGUGGAGAGGUCUAUGUGAAUGAUAGCCCUGUCCGACUCCCCUAUUCCACCAAUGGUACAUACGGCUCUGUAUGGGUCUACCUGAAGAAAAACUAUAUUAUCCUGGAGACAACCUUUGGCCUCAGAAUGACGAUCGAUGCACGGAACAGACUCUUCCUUCAGGUGGAUGAGCGCUACAAGUAUGAACUGUGUGGGCUGUGUGGCACCUACUCUGAACGCCAGGACGAUGACUUCAUAGCACCAGGAGGCCAAAAUGCUACUGGGCCAUUUGAGUUUGGUGAUAGCUGGAAGGUGCCAGGCAAUAAUGAUUGUAUUUCCCAUCCAAAUGAUCCCAGACUCUGUGAUUAUGAUGAGGAGAAUGACGCCUACAAUGAGUGUUACACCUUACUAGGGGACGCCUUCAGAUCCUGCCAUGAACUCAUUCACCCAAACAUCUACCUCAAUAGUUGUGUGUUUGACUACUGUGCCACCAAUGGUGACCAACACACCCUAUGUGAAUCUCUCAAGUCCUAUGCAGCAGCAUGCCAGGUUGCAGGAGUGGAGCUGCCCCACUGGCAGACAAACACAGCCUGUGCUGACCCCCCAACCACUGCAACUCUUCCAACACGUCCAACUCCUCCCUCUACAACAUCAGAUCAGACUCUCUGUCCCAUAAACUGUGACUUUGAAACAAAUCUGUGUGGGUGGGAGCAACUCGUACAGGACAGUUUUGAUUGGAAAAGACAUUCGGGACCCACUCCAUCAAAAUUAACUGGACCAAACCAAGACCACACCACUGGAGCUGGUUUCUACAUGUAUAUUGAGGGAAAUAAUGCAUCCCAUGGAGAUUCAUCUCGUCUGUGGAGCUCAAUGUGCCAUUAUAAUGGCCCACUCUGCCUGAAUUUCUGGUACCAUAUGUAUGGUUCAGCCACAGCCAUGGCCCUUAAUAUCUACCUGCUGAAAGACAAUAAAGCUACCAAGCUCUGGGUCAUGAUGAACAACCAGGGACCAGAAUGGCAGGCAGGAAUUGUUGACAUUGAAUUGUCUGGUCCAUUCCAAAUCAUAGUUGAGGGAAUUCGAGGAUCUAAUAAUCUAUCAGAUGUGGCCAUCGAUGACAUUUCCAUCCACUUUGGCUCAUGCUCAGGUCGCUUCCCUGGCCUGAUUAGUGGAACUGAGCCUCCUUCCACAGCUGUGGAAGUCCUCCCCUCACUCCCGAUCUGCAAAAUAGACUGUAGCUUCGACAGCAACCUUUGUAGCUGGAAUCAGAUGGUGACAGAUGCUUUUGACUGGACAUGGCACAGUGGUUCCACCUCAACCUUGAUGACUGGGCCAUCUGCUGGCCACACUGGUGAUGGUCACUAUCUUUACAUCGAGGCCAGCAGUGUGACACAUGGAGACACAGCUCGUCUCAUCAGCUCUGAGUGUUCUGACUCUGGACCUCAGUGUCUGCAUUUCUGGUACCAUAUGUAUGGCUCAGCAGAUACAAUGGGCCUCCAUGUUUACCUGCUCCAGGACAGAUUAGCUGAGGCUGUUUGGUGGAAGAGAAAUGACCAAGGAAAUAUGUGGCACAUGGCUCAGGUGGACAUCACAACAACUGGGGCUUUCCAGAUCAUCAUGGAGGGGCGUAGAGGCUCCAACGAAGAGUCUGAUGUGGCAAUAGAUGAUGUAAAGCUUUAUCGUGGCCGAUGCUCUGAUGUGAGUGGUGUUGUGACAACAGGUCCUCCUAAACCUGAAGGAAACACAACUCCUCCAAUUGUCCCAGAGCCAACCACUGCAGCUCCACAGCCUCCUGUGGUCAAUGUUACUGCUCAGCUCCCCGAUACAGCUCAGCCCCCUGCAGCAAAUGUCACCAUACCUCCAACAGUGGAACCACAAACAGCCUUCAUUAAUGGGGAAAAUGUUACUGAAGCUCCAGUUAAUACACCACCACCACACUCAGUAUGCCAACUCAACUGCCAUUUUGAACAGGAUCUAUGUCAGUGGAAUCAACUUCUUACUGAUGUUUUUGAUUGGACAAGAUAUAGUGGUUCCACUCCUACUAUGAUGACUGGGCCUUGUUCAGAUCACACCAAGGGAGAUGGACACUAUCUUUACAUCGAAGCCAACAGCGCGUCAAAUGGAGACACAGCUCGUCUCAUCAGCUCUGAGUGUUCUGACUCUGGACCUCAGUGUCUGCAGUUCUGGUACCAUAUGUAUGGCUCAGCAGAUACAAUGGGCCUCCAUGUUUACCUGCUCCAGGACAGAUUAGCUGAGGCUGUUUGGUGGAAGAGAAAUGACCAAGGAAAUAUGUGGCACAUGGCUCAGGUGGACAUCACAACAACUGGGGCUUUCCAGAUCAUAUUUGAGGGCCGAAUAGGUUCCAACGAUCAGUCCGAUGUUGCCAUUGAUGAUGUAUCACUUCAUCAUGGGCACUGCACAGUUGCAACAGUGGGUCCAGAGUUUCCUCCAGCGAACAGCUCAACUGCUACACAAACGUCAACUUCAUCAAAACCUCAGCCAACACCGACAACUACCUUUACAGCAACAUCAAAUCCUGAUCUCCCACCAACAAGGCCACAACCAAUAACAAUGACAAUUGGACCCCAAACCACAGCUACACCUUACCCACCAACAACAGAGCACCCAGGAGUUGAACCUCCAGAGCAACCAGAACCAGAAUUUAGAGAAAAACCUCAAAUGACAGCAAGACCAGAACCAACAUCUACAUCUAAUGAACCCCCAACCACAGAAAGCCAUGAACCUACAGCUGGAUCACAACCACCAACAACAGUUAGACCACAACCUCCAACUGAAACUCAGCCAGAGCUACAAACCACAGCUCAACCACAACCUCCAACCACAGUUAAACCCCAACCCACGACAGCUACCCCACAGCCCACAACAACAGCUGGACCACAACCUACAACAUCCAAUAAACCACAUUCAACUACAGGUAGACCUCAGCCUACAACAGGUAGACCUCAGCCUACGACAACAGGUAGACCUCAGCCUACAACUACAGGUAGACCUCAGCCUACAACUACAGCCACACCACAAUCUACAACGACAGCCAGAACACAACCAUCAACUACACAUGUACCAACACCCUCUUGCCCAGAGAACAGUCAUUACACCGCGUGUGACCCACCAUGCAGUCCAACCUGUAAACACCUGAAUGGCCCACCAGGCUGCAGUGACAAUGAGGGUUGUGUGCAGGGAUGUGUAUGUGAUGAAGGAUUUGUGCAUGGACAGAGGGCUUGUGUGCCUAUCCAACAAUGUGGAUGCGUGGACAAGAAUGGCACCAGACAUCAUUUCAAUGAAGUGUGGUACACCAAUCACUGCAGUCAGAAAUGUGAAUGUGAGAAAGACGACGGCGUGGGGGAGAUUGACUGCGAUGACGAAGUUGAGUGCGAUGGAGAUGAUGUCUGCCUUCAAAAUGAGAAGGGAAAUUAUUACUGCCAGUCUACAGGCUUCGGAGAGUGCACUAUCAGGGGAGACCCCGAGUACAGAACAUUUGAUCAAAUGAAGCAUGAAUUUGACGGUGAGCACUCGUAUGUGCUGGUCCGGACCAAGAACUCGCCAAAUUACCUUCCACAUGUUUACAUCGAGGCCAUCAAUACCGUACAUGAUGACGAUGAUAGUCAGCAUCACGGUGACAAUAGCAGUGAAGAAGACCACAGCCGCAGUGUGAGCGACAAAGACGAUGAUGAUGAUGAUGAUGAUAGCAAACAUGAUGACGACAGUGAAGAGCAUAAGGAACACCAUCAAUUACAAGAGCUUAAGAUCAGAGUGUAUGAUCACACUGUGGUAUUCAAGAAGAAUCGGAUGCUGGUCGUGGAUGGAAGGAAAACCAAAACUCCUGCCUCACCGACUGCUGGUCUAAAGAUCUGGAAGCAUUCCUCUCGCAUCUACCUGAAGACCGACUUUGGCCUCUCAGUGGAGUUUGAUGGUCGCAGCAGUGCAGAGAUCAUUCUACCACGCUUGUAUAAAAGGAAGGUGGGGGGUCUGUGUGGGAACUUUGACGGUCAUAAGGGGAAUGACUGGAUGAAGCCAGAUGGUACCAGGGCCAGGAGCAUCGAAGAGUUCGGAGAGAGCUGGAGAGUGUGAAUAUCAGAUGAUGUAAGGAUGAGACAUGGCACAUAAAAAUACCCAUGUAGGCUUUGACCACUAGCAGAAACAUCACUGUGGCAGUUAACAAGAAAUCAGACAGAUUUAAUGCUGAUUGAAUCUUUUCAUUCGGCAACAUAUACUCUCCCACACCGAAGCUGCCAAACACGCCAUGGCAUAAACAUGAACAGUGGCAAUGAUGUCCAGCUUUCUUCACCUCCAGCUCUUAAGGACAAUAAAUACAGGACGAUGGAAACUUUUCAACUGCUUGUAUAGUGAAAGGUCUUAGAGGGCUACGCCUAUACCCAUAGAAUCUGGAGUUACAACAUGUAACUAACGUUCCAUACUGCACUCACAUCAAUCAGGGAUGGUGCGUUGUUUCAAGAAUCUUUCAAAUCUUUUUUUUUUUUAAAGUAGAAAUCUCAAACGUCUUUGCUUAUUCAGGAUAUCAUCUAACUCUGUGGUAAUAUAUCAGACUACUGUUUGUGUCAUUGCCACGCAAACAGCUGUGCAUAUGCUUUAUAAAAAGUAAUGAUUAUGCAUCACUUAACGGGAUUAUUUAUCACUAUCCAUUAAUGUUGGAAAGACACUCAGUGUGCAAUAAAUGAUUAUACAAAAUGAAGCGUGAACUUGGUCAUAAUGUGUAUUGGAAUAUCAGUGCAUUGGUAGGUUUUCUAUUGAAUCUUCAUUUUUCUAAUACACAUGCACUGUGAUUACAUUUGUGUCGCCAUUAUUCUAGUAUUUUCUGUCUCGUGUAGCUACAACUGCAUUCUUGACAUACAGUCAGAUAGUUCUGCUGUAAAUUAAAAAUAAAAAAUACAGAAAUCUC